AUUCCUUCCCAUUUUUCCUCAACCACCCAAGACCCAAUUGAGUUAUAGAGAUUAGAUUAAGAUUAAAAAAAUGGAGGCCUUUUCUUCAAGGAUCCUUCUAACAAUUUUUGCCUUUAGUUUCAUCACACACUCUAUCCAAGCAAAUGAAAGACCAUACCAACAAUCCAACACCUUAUUCAUUAGAAAUUCUUGUAGUUCCACAACUUACCCAAGACUAUGCUACACAUCCCUAGUGAAGCAUGCCGAUUUCAUACAAACAAAUCAAAUGCUUUUAACAGGAACGGCCCUCAACGUGACUCUUGCAUCGGCAAAAUCAACCUCGGCUUUGAUGUCAACUCUCUCUAAAGGUCAGCAGUUGAACCCAAGAGAGGCUGCAGCUAUGAAGGAUUGCGUCGAGGUGCUGAGUGACUCCGUUGAUGAACUACGAAGGUCUAUCGAUGAAAUGAGUCGUCUUAGGACUUCAAAUUUUGAGAUAACAAUGAGUGAUGUACAAACAUGGGUUAGUGCUGCUUUGACGGAUCAAAACACUUGUACCGACGGAUUUCAAGAGAUUAAUGCUACGGAGAAUGUUAAGACAUUGGUAAGAGGGAGCAUUGUGCAAGUAGCUCAGUUAACUAGCAAUGCUUUGGCUUUGAUAAAUAAACUUGCCACUUCACAUGGUUAAAAUAGCUCAAUUAAGGUAUUGUUUUGGUAGAUUCAUAAUUCCAGCAUUAUUAAUGUAAUUAGUGUUGCAUUCUCAAGUUAUGCAGCUUCAAGUUGGUGUGGUUAAACUUAAGUGUGUGAAAGAUUGUAAAUGUGUAGCAAUUAGUUGUUGAGACUUAUGCCAAUACAAGUGAGUGAAUUUGGCAUUUAUGUUGAUUUUUAUAUGCAUUUGCCCUUUGGUAAAGAUUUUUUUUUUU
Messenger RNA from Medicago truncatula (barrel medic), 899 nucleotides. RefSeq names its product 21 kDa protein. The record is from RefSeq and is a predicted model, not a curated record. Gene Ontology annotation, biological process: negative regulation of catalytic activity. The transcript has a single exon. Gene Ontology annotation, molecular function: enzyme inhibitor activity. Lineage: Eukaryota; Viridiplantae; Streptophyta; Magnoliopsida; Fabales; Fabaceae. Bases 71 to 664 code for a protein of 197 amino acids.